This is a messenger RNA of Bacillus rossius redtenbacheri, 842 nucleotides long. RefSeq names its product transmembrane protein 229B-like. Lineage: Eukaryota; Metazoa; Arthropoda; Insecta; Phasmatodea; Bacillidae. The transcript is spliced from 3 exons. The coding region runs from base 143 to 658 and encodes 171 amino acids. The record is from RefSeq and is a predicted model, not a curated record.
GGGGCAGGUCGCGGCUCCCCCACCACCGCUCAUUAUCGCGCUCCGCCAAGGUCGGCCGUCGACGGCCCGACAGUCAGUUCCCGGCCAGCGCAGGCAGCGACCCGGACAGCCGGUCUCCCUGCCUCCGGAGUCCAGCGCCGAGAUGCUGAGGGCGGAGAGAAGCGACGCCGGCUGCCAGGUGCUGGGACCCCUGCUCAGGCUCUACGUGUACGGGCUUCACGGCUACUUCGUCGAGGUCAUGUUCACCGCCGGGUGGGAGUUCGCGGUCAGCAACAACUGGAAGUUGCCAGGCUGCUCGAGCGUCUGGUCACUGGCCAUCUACGGCAUCUCGGGCCUCGCGAUGGAGCAGAUCCACUCUGCGUGCCACCGGUCCGGCGUGCCUCUGCUCGCGCGAGGGGUCGCCUACUUGGCCUGGGUGUACCUGUGGGAGUUCUCGACGGGGCUGCUGCUGCGUCACUUCGGCGCCUGUCCCUGGGACUACACCGCCUUCGACUACAACAUCCACGGCCUCAUCACGCUCGAGUACGCUCCGCUCUGGUUCUUCAUCGCCCUCGUGCAGGAGAAGUUGGUGCUCGCUCACCUGCAGAGGCUUCGUUGGACGAGUGGCGAGCAGGCCGCGCCGACCAACGGCUCCGUUCACAAACACAAACCAUCGUAACAGGAUACUGCACUGCACAGGACAAACCACGUGUCUAGUUUCAGUGGAACUAUCAGCCAUUACCUGUUGGCAUUGCUGAUUUGUAGGACGAACUCAAGCUUAAGUGCUUAUUUGACUAGUGGUAUUAGCUGUUAUGCAGUGAUGUACAUCAGAUGUAUAAUAAAUUACAAUGUGUUUACUUUUA